Aspergillus affinis is the source of this 1101-nucleotide messenger RNA. RefSeq lists its product as uncharacterized. Bases 1 to 1101 code for a protein of 366 amino acids. Lineage: Eukaryota; Fungi; Ascomycota; Eurotiomycetes; Eurotiales; Aspergillaceae. The record is from RefSeq and is a predicted model, not a curated record. The transcript has 4 exons.
AUGUCAGAUACAUACGGAGGCCGAGGACCUCUCUUGCUCGGCCUGACAUGGGCAGAAGCAUCACUUACUUUAGUCCUGUUUGCCCUGCGAGCAAAGACAGCCUCAAUAUGCCCACCAGAAAGCAUGACAUCCGGUAUUUUUGGCCUGCGGUGGGAUUUUGUUUGGGCGCUUUUUGCUCUGAAGAUGAUUGCUCUAGGAGCACAAUGCACGAUGACCGUGAGCGUGAAGUACGGACUCGGAAUGCACCAAGAUCUGCUCUCGGAUUCCGAUAUUGUUCAGACAAACUUCUGGAGCUGGGUUGCUCAAGCGAUCGGAAUCGUGGAUCUGGCUGUUGCGAGGUGCGCAGUGAUUGCGUUCCUACUGGCCCUGCAAGCACGUACUCACCGCAAGGGACGAUGGGUGCUGUUCUUUGUGGGUGGAAUCCAGGGGGCCAUCAAUAUUGCCGAGAUAGGUGUUAUAUUCUAUCAAUGCGACCCACCGUGGAAACUAUGGGAUAUGAGUGUUCCUGGGACUUGUGAUCUGAUCGAUAUCUGUCUACAUAUUGGGUACUUCCAAGGGGCUGUUGGAGCCGCCGCCGAUAUAUUCCUGGCCUUCUACCCGAUCUACAUAAUUGGAAGACUUCAGCAAAUGAGACUAUCGUUGAAGGUUGGUCUCUGUCUGCUGAUGAGUGGUGGCAUUAUAGCCGGAAUCGCAGGAAUCAACAAAACGAUCGCCAUCGCCAACAUCACCGAAGCGACGGACCAGACCUACUCGAUCGCGCAGCUAAACAUCUGGGUCCUCACCGAGAUGUGGUUCAUCCUGAUUUUCGGCUCAAUUCCGGUUCUUCGGCCGUUCUUCGUUCGGUUUUCGCAGAGCAUCAAAAGCACUGCAUAUGGGAGUUCGCGCAAUCAGUCCAUGCAGCCGCAUUCGGGCUCGAACAAUGAUGCUUGGAUGUAUUUGCGUGAUCGGCCAGAACGGUCGUGGGUCUCUCGGGGAUCGGAGAAGGGCGGCAAGGAGACAAAUGUAUUCAGGAGUAACAGUCAAGAGGAGAUCCUAGGUUUUGAGCUUACGGAUCAAAUUGUGCCUGCGCGUAAGAUGACAGUCACGGAGGAGAGGCAUUGA